This is a messenger RNA of Stegodyphus dumicola, 4099 nucleotides long. RefSeq names its product solute carrier family 35 member E1 homolog. The record is from RefSeq and is a predicted model, not a curated record. Lineage: Eukaryota; Metazoa; Arthropoda; Arachnida; Araneae; Eresidae.
AAUCUUUUUGAAGUAUGGUAGCUGAGCUACCCGAUGCUGACGUGUGAUGCUGCGUUUAAUAAUUUAUAUAUCAGAUAAUAUUUCCUGUAAUUAUAGCUCUUUUAUAUGUUAUCGAGCUACUAGAACAAUAUAGCACUGCUUCUAGCACUUCAUUUUCCAAACAAUGGCAGAAUAAUACAGUUUAUUAAAUUUAAAAUUACAUUAUGGCUAAUACUUCUCAAGCUAGAGAAAUUUUGCAUGUUGUUCUUCUGUGUUUCAUAUGGUAUGGCGUUAGUUCUGGAAAUGGUGUAAUUCUAAAAACUGUUUUGAAUGAUUUUCCAUAUCCCAUGACUGUUACAAUGGUACAAUUGCUCACUGCUACUGUUUUUUCUGGACCUUUGUUUUCGCUAUGGGGUAUAAGGACUGCGGUUGAAAUAAAUAAAAGUUAUUACUGGAAAUUAAUUGUUCCUUUAGCCUUUGGUAAAUUUUUUGCGUCAGUGUCUUCUCACGUCAGUAUCUGGAAAGUGCCUGUUUCAUACGCACACACCGUCAAAGCUACAAUGCCCUUAUUUACAGUUGUCCUGUCCAGGAUAAUAAUUGGUGAAAAGCAAACAUUCAAGGUGUAUAUUUCCUUGAUACCAAUAAUUAUUGGUGUUUUAAUAGCGACAGCAUCUGAAAUAUCUUUUAACAUGAUAGGUUUGAUAAGUGCCCUUCUUUCCACUAUGGGAUUUUCAUUGCAACAUAUAUUUUCUAAAAAGGUGCUGACUGAAACAGGCAUACAUCACCUAAGACUAUUACAUAUUCUUGCACGACUUGCCCUUGUCUUCUUCUUACCUGUUUGGUUUAUUUAUGAUUUCUGGACUAUACUGUUUGAUGAAAAUCUGUUCCAGGGUAAAGACAAGUUCAUGAUUGCAUUUCUUUUAUUUGUGGAUGGCAUCUGCAAUUUUGCACAAAAUAUAGUUGCCUUUAGUAUUAUUUCUCUAGUAUCCCCUCUGACCUAUUCAGUAUGUAGUACAGCUAAGAGAAUAUCUGUAAUUGCUGUUUCUUUAAUAUUGCUUGGGAAUCCAGUUACAGCAUUUAAUUUCUUUGGGAUGAUGCUUGCAAUAUUUGGUGUUCUUGUAUAUAACAAAGCUAAAUAUGAUGCUAAUCAAGCAAAACUCAAAGCUGCAUCUCUUCCCUAUACUACAAACAGUGAAACAAAUUUACUUUUGAAAUUUGAUGAUUUUCAUCACAGUCCUGUGAUAAAUAAACUCUAUCCACCUGAACUGCCAAAGAAAAAUGGAUAUAUACGAUUGCAUAAACUAAUGAAUGGCUCACCUAGUUUACAAAAUUUGUAAAUUUAUUCAUUUCAAGGCAUGAAAUUUUCCUUUCACAUUUUCAUCUUUUUUAAUAGAUUUAAAAACUGUUAUAAAUAUUUUAUAUUUCAUUUUGCUUUUCAUGAGGAAAACAAAAAUCCAUUUGGUCACUGUAUAGAAAUUUAAAUUUGUUAAAAGAAAAUAUUUUACUUAUUAAUAUACUUAAAAUUUCUGUGCAUGUAUAAAAUUUCGAUACCUUCCAGAUGUGGUAGAUCUUAAAAAUGCACAUUUUGUUUAUAAAGAUCUGUUCCUUGUUAAUAGAAUCUUGUGUGGAUUGUUAUUUAUAAUAUUAGUAGCAUUUUAAACUGUUAUUGACCAUAUAAAUUUAUUUUGAUCCUUUUAUGGGAUAUUGAAAUCUUUUAUAUUCCACCAGGUGUUUUUAAUUUAUCAUCAUUAUGAGAAUCUGAAUUUACGAGCAUAUUUCAGACAGUAAGUGUAUGAAUACUGCAAAAUAAUUGUAUGAUGUCUGUAUAAGUUAACUAAAGGAUCUGAGUGCAUGAUCAGGUUUUUGCUUUUCAGUCAGUAUUACAUACAUUCAAGGAAUAAUUGAAAUUUCUGUCAGAUGCUUUAUGUUAAAUAAUUAUUUAUGAUUAUAUUUUAAAAGAAGUUAUUAGAAAGUAUCAUAAAAGAUUUUCAUAAUACAAGUUGUUUUCUUGAAGAAUUUAAUAAAGUCAAAAGAUUUCUUCUGUAAGUAUAUUUUUUGUGUGCAGUAAGAUUAAUUUUAAAGUUAUAUCUUGCAUAUAUACUUUUGACGAUAAUAUAGUGUGCCAGUGUCAGUCAAUUAUUUUUCUCAUAUGGGGCACCUAAAAUGCUGUUUUUAAGUAUGAAAAUGAAUACAAAUAAUGAAGAAUAUAUGAAUGAAAAUGAUUCUAUUAAUUAAUUUAACCCACAAAAUUUUUAAUUCCACUUAACUUUCAAUGUCUUUCAUAUUCAAACAUGUGAUAAAGUGGUGGGAAAAAGAAAUGAUUAAAAGAAUAGUCACUUUUAUUGGUGCCAUUAAGAAAUAGAUAAAUAAUUAACUAAUAGCAUUAGAUUGUACACUACAUCAUUACCAUAAUUUUGCAUAAACUUAUGGAUUGCAUUUUGUUUUAUUUAUUUGUAUAGUUCAAAUAUUCAAUCUUAAAACAUUGUAAGUUAUAAUUAAAUUGAGUUUUUAAAUGUCUAAAUGUUUUCAUAGUUCUUUGUAUAAUAAAUCAUCUGUCAAUGAAAUAUUUAUACUCUUCUGAUCAUAGAACUUUAAUCAUAAAUUUGUAAAAUUUUCAUUUAUUUUUUGUGAUCUAAUUACAAAUAAUGCAGUACUGAGUAUGCUAAAAAUAUGGUUCUACAUUUACAAUUUACUUAAACAAUUUUGUUAUUUUACAUAAUUUAGGUGUUUUUUCCUUAAAAUAUUUUUUGGAAAUAUUUAUUAUGAUUUUUGCUAUUUUUAUUAUUAAAAAUAUUUUGAAUCUAACUUAUUUAUUUUUGCCGUGAAUAUUUCGUGUAAAUAUUGUUUGGUUUUAAAUUGUUGAAUUUUUAGUAUUUAAUUUUCAAAUUUGUAUAUAGUGCUGGUGUGUUUUUUGCUUUUAUCAUAAAAUUGCUUCUAUGCAUACCUUAACUAAACUACUACAUUAUAUACUUUUUAAUUUAUUUUUUUUUCUUCUUCAUUAGAUAUAAAAAUGUUUGAUAACCAUUAGUUAGAAAAAUUGAUGAAGUUUUGUUAAAAUAUCUGAAAAUUAAAUUAUAAGCAUUUAUUAUUCUUGAAUGCUAUUUAUUAUAUUUAUAUAAAUAAAUAACAUAAGUAAAACUUCCAAACUUCAUAAAAUGAAUUCUUAACAUUAGUUUGUGAAGUUUGCUGUAAAUUUUGCAUGAAAUAAGGGUUUUAUGUAGUUUCAAAUUCUUUUGAUUUAUGCGUAUAGUUGAAUAUGUAUUAUAUAGUAUGUAUCACAUAUUUAAAAUUUGAAACUAUGUUGUUUGCUUUUCUAAAUUUUAGAAACCUUUAUCUUUCAAUAAUGUUAAAAGUAUGAAUAUUUUUAAUUUAUCAUUUAUUUAUCACAUUAAAAAUUCAUAGAUUUUAUGAUUGAUAAAUGUUUUAAAUAUAAAUUUUGAUAUAAAGAAAAGAAGGCAUUUAUCUCUUAUAAAUUAUCUGAAUCUAUUUGAGGUAGAUAAAACAAAUCAAAUAAUUUUAAAGAAUUAGCGAGUAGCUGAUUUUGUAAUAUUUUGUAAAAUAAAUUUUUGGUUAAGUAUUGAAAGGCUAAUAAAAUGUAACUUUCUGUAGCAGUUUAAUAGUAUGUCAAUUAUGCAUAUGGGAGAAAAAAUUCAGUCUGAAAAUUCUUAUUCUCAUGUUUAAAAAAUUAUCAAUGUUAUUUUUAAACUAAGCUUAAAGCAUUUAAGAGCAUUGAACAAAAGGUUUUAAAUUUUCUUCAAGUUUCAAAAAUGUAUUUAUGCAUUUAAUGAGUAGUAUAAACAAUUGUUAUGUUUCAUUAUGAGUACAGUUUUCAUCAACUGUUGAAAUACAUUAAUAUAAAGUUUCUGUAUGAGAAUUUUACUCAUGAAUAGUCAUGGGGGUAUGUAAAUUUUGCCAUCAUGAUUGUAUAUUUUUAGAACAUUUUAAAACUUUUCAGCUAUUUUUGCUUGUUUCAUGACUGAUAUGUUUGUUUUUAUAUUCUAAGAAGAUGUAAGGGUAAAUGUAGGCAUGAAGCAAAUGUUGAUUAUAGUAAUAUUUCAAAAAUUUUCAAACUCUAUCCCAAAUAUUCAGAUUUAUAGAAUAAAUUCUUUAUAUAUUCAAA